AUGUACCAUCCCCAUGCGGAUCUCGUGCCCGCUGGUGCCUUAUCUGGCCUUGACAUCGUAUCCCCGCUUCCCGCACAACCCUCCUCCAUAUCCUCCGCCUCCGCCGCGCCACUUUUAACGUCCUCCGCGCAGACCACGACCAUCGGUGUACCCUCGGCGCAUAGCCCGCAUGACUUACACGGUGCUAUCUCCCCUACCACCGCCGGACCCUUCAACUACAUCAUCCCUCCGGCCCCCUCAUCCCCGCCACCACUCUCAUCUUCCGCGCAGACAACCACCAUUCCUGCACCCCCAAUACAUGUCCCGCAGGACUUAUCUGGUGCUGUCUUCCCUAAGACCGCCGAGCCCUUCAAUCGUAUCGCCCCUCCCCCCUCCUCAUACUGGUACACCCCACCCCGUAGCGGAACUGCCACCUCCUCUCCUCGCAUAGCGCCUGCGGUCUACGAUGGAGACUCGUCCUCCGGAGGACGCAGCCGUAGUCCUCAGGUGGCCAUCCGCGAUGUGCGGACGUCAGAGAAGGCGCGGGAAGAGGCGAACACCGGGCAAGAGGUCGAAGGAGGGGGGAAAGCAAGUCGAGCGCAGCAGGAGAUUCGGGAGGAGCUCAGCUCAACGCUGGCACGAGCGGAAGAUUUCAAGGCACGAGCGGAAGAUCUCAAGGCCGAGCUGAAGCGCGCGGAGCAGCAGGACCGCGAGAACGCGCAAGCUGCGAUGGAGAAGGCGCAGCUGGAAAAGGAGAGGGCCGAGAAGGAGAUGAAGAAGGCGCAAAAAGAAGCGAACACCAGGGUCGAGGGGGCGAGGAAGGCGCUUGAGGAGACAAUGAAGAAGGCAUCUGCGGAGGCGCGGGCAGAGGUGGAAGCUGCUAAACAGAAGGCGGAGGCGAAGUGGAAAAGCCUGAGGCAGACGGCAGGGGCACAGUUCAAGGAAGCCGAGCGGGACGCACAGGAGAGCGUGCGGAGGGCGAAAAGUGCUUUAGAGAAGGCACAAGCGGAGGCGGAGGUGGCGAUGGCGGCGGCGGUGGCGUUGGCCGAGGGAGUGGCGUUGAAGGAGGAAGAAGUGGAGGAAGAGAUCAUCUUUGUCGGCGAUAGGCGGCGGGGAGAGGGGAGUAAGUGGCAGCCCUUUUUGCUGCCCGAGGACGAGGAUGAGUCGGAAGUGGAAGAAGAAGUGGAACUUCAAAGGACGGAACGAAUGGGCGAUCUGAGGGCAAGGGGAGGACAUACAAGCGACAUGGAAGAUGAGAUGGUGGAUAUGGAGAGCGGGCUUGACGUCUGA
Dioszegia hungarica is the source of this 1269-nucleotide messenger RNA. RefSeq lists its product as uncharacterized. The record is from RefSeq and is a predicted model, not a curated record. The transcript has 3 exons. The coding region runs from base 1 to 1269 and encodes 422 amino acids. Lineage: Eukaryota; Fungi; Basidiomycota; Tremellomycetes; Tremellales; Bulleribasidiaceae.